ACUUCAACAACAACAACAAAAUCAAUCGGGAAGUGAUAAUAUAGCCGACCAGUCAUUAUUAAUACCCGUGAAAAAAAUGAUGCAAACAUUUUUUGCAGCUAUAAAUGUUUUAAUCAAUUGAUUUUUGUUGUAUAUGUUUUUAAUAACUAAUAAUAAUAAUAAUAGAUAGCUAUGGGUUCACUGUUGACACUACUAUACAGUCAUUAUAAACGUUUUGCUGACAAUAAUAACACAUGUGAUCGCAAACAUAAUAUUAUUAAUAGUAAUCACAAUAAUAAUCAUAACAACGAUAAUAACCGCCGCAGUCGUCAUAAUCACAACAACAACACCAACACAUCGGCAGCGGUCACUAAUGCCAUACCAUUAUCAUCAUCUGUAAAGACCACAACUAACUGGAGAAAGACAUCAAUGGACGUCACGCGACAUAACUUUUUACAAGUUAUCGGUCAACUCGAAGCUAUCAUAGCCGACGCCGACUUCCUGACCAUUGACACCGAGUUGACUGGUUUGCGGCGUAUGGACACAAAAGCGCUUAAUUUGUUGGACACAAUUGAUGAGCGAUACUUCAAACUGAGACAAAGUAUUGCCGGCUUUAAUCUGAUUCAGUUUGGACUCACGUGUUUCAAGAAAUCUGUGACCAAUACCACCACAAAUGGCGCCGACACUAAUACCGGUGGUUAUCAAUAUGAUUGUCAUUCGUAUAAUUUCUAUAUAUUUCCACAAAAGUCGCCGACAAUUAACAAAGCUAUGGGCGACCGAGUCUUCUCAGUUCAGACAUCGUCACUGCAAUUCUUGGCCAACAAUGGCUUUGAUUUUAACAAAUUGAUUAUCGAUGGCAUCUCUUACCUGAACGACGCCGAAGCCAAGCUUUGUAAAGAGUCCUUCGAUGCGGCAAAAAAACAGAACAAAACUGUCAAUUCGUCGCCAAUGUCUACAUCGGCCGUAACCGAUGAGGACAAGAAGUUUGUAGCCGAAAUGUUGUCCAAAGUGCAAGAAUUUAUCGCUGACGACACGCACAAGACUAUCGACUUGAGUCCAUGUCAUGCAUUCAAACGUCGGCUGAUCUAUGAGUCUCUCAAAGCCCAAGAGUUUAGCGAUUCAGUUGAAAUCAAGACAAUACAGGUAUCGCCGACCUCUUCGGAUAGAUAUAUCUCUGUCAGCAAAAUAGAUAAACUGGAAAAAGAGCGCAAAGAAUCUGAAGCGUUGACUGAAGCCAUUGGGUUUACGAAAGUGAUUCAAAUGAUUAUACAAUACCAGAAACCGGUGAUCGGACACAAUGUGAUGUUGGAUCUCAUGCAUACAUUCAACCAAUUCAUCGAACCAUUGCCCACCGAUUAUAAGACAUUCAAAGCGAUGAUUCACUCUUUGUUUCCCAUUAUUUACGAUACGAAACAUAUCUCAUCAUUUGGUCCAUUUAAAGACAAAAUUGAUAAUACGGCUUUAGGAGAUCUUUAUGAGCGCCUCAAGACAUCGCCGUUUGAGAUGACAUCGAGUUUAGUUCAUUUGAAAAACGGUGUCUAUAGUGAGGGGAAAACUCUUCACGAAGCCGGUUAUGAUUCCUACAUAACUGGUCUCUGUUUUGUCGGUUUGGUUGGCUAUUUGGGUUCGUUAGUCGAUCCCAAGAUUGAACGAUUUGAUCAGAUUUUGUUACAAGACUACCAAAACAAACUCAAUAUGAUCUACAGUCACGACUACCACUUCUAUAAUAUGGGCGCCGAAGAACUAGUUCCCGAUCGCAGUCAUGUGUUUUACGUGACAUUUCCGAAGGAGUGGCGAACUAACGAAUUAUUUCAUUUGUUUUCGGCAUUCGGUGGCGUAUCGAUCGGUUGGACCAGUGAUACCAGUGCUUUGUGUGCACUAAAGGAUCCGAAAAAUGUCGAUAAAAUCAAGAAAUCAUUGUUGAAAACAUCGGCCAAUAGUGUCUACAAAGUGAUCACUUAUGAUGAGUUUGUGCGCAAAACAAGUAAACAAUCGGAAACAAUAACUAGUUCUCUGGUAAAUGAAGAUAAAAGAAAAACAAUCAAAGAUGAGGCAAAGGGUAGGACAUCACCUAAACAGAGUACGACAACUCCUAAGACUAAGAAGCAUAAGUCAAAUGAUGGUAAAAAAGUGACAUCAAAUUCGCAGAAAUUGUUUGAUGAGUCCAUUGAAUGGGACGUUUGA
Molecule: messenger RNA, 2163 nt
Organism: Oppia nitens
Lineage: Eukaryota; Metazoa; Arthropoda; Arachnida; Sarcoptiformes; Oppiidae
Product: poly(A)-specific ribonuclease PARN-like
Exons: 2
Coding region: 172-2163 (663 amino acids)
Biological process (GO): nuclear-transcribed mRNA poly(A) tail shortening
Cellular component (GO): cytoplasm; nucleus
Molecular function (GO): poly(A)-specific ribonuclease activity; RNA binding; metal ion binding
Source: RefSeq, a predicted model, not a curated record